Messenger RNA from Varanus komodoensis (Komodo dragon), 501 nucleotides. RefSeq names its product golgin A7 family member B (gene GOLGA7B). The transcript is spliced from 5 exons. The coding region runs from base 1 to 501 and encodes 166 amino acids. The record is from RefSeq and is a predicted model, not a curated record. Gene Ontology annotation, cellular component: palmitoyltransferase complex. Gene Ontology annotation, biological process: peptidyl-L-cysteine S-palmitoylation; protein targeting to membrane. NCBI's taxonomy places the organism in Eukaryota, Metazoa, Chordata, Lepidosauria, Squamata, Varanidae.
AUGGCAACCGAGGUCCAUAAUCUCCAAGAACUACGACGCAGUGCUUCAUUGGCUACCAAGGUCUUUGUCCAACGGGACUACAGUGAUGGGACCAUCUGCCAGUUCCAAACCAAAUUCCCUCCUGAGCUAGACAGUCGGAUUGAGCGGCAACUUUUUGAGGAAACGGUGAAGACCCUCAACAACUUCUAUGCUGAGGCUGAGAAAAUUGGGGGCAGCUCCUACCUGGAGGGAUGCCUCGCUUGUGCCACAGCCUACUUCAUCUUCCUUUGCAUGGAGACCCACUAUGAGAAGGUCCUGAAGAAGAUCUCCAAGUACAUCCAGGAGCAGAAUGAGAAAAUCUAUGCUCCACGAGGGCUAUUGCUAACAGACCCGGUGGAACGGGGCAUGCGGGUUAUUGAGAUCUCCAUCUAUGAGGAUCGGUGCAGCAGUUCCAGCUCAGGCAGCUCCAGCAGCACCAGCAGCAGUGCUGGGGGAGGCGGUGGGGGAGCCGGGGGCCGGUGA